This is a messenger RNA of Postia placenta MAD-698-R-SB12, 675 nucleotides long. RefSeq lists its product as hypothetical. Bases 1 to 675 code for a protein of 224 amino acids. The record is from RefSeq and is a predicted model, not a curated record. The transcript has 4 exons. NCBI's taxonomy places the organism in Eukaryota, Fungi, Basidiomycota, Agaricomycetes, Polyporales, Adustoporiaceae.
AUGGUGUGUAGCGCCUUCAUGCUUGCCGCCGCUACCUUGGUCACCCCUCUUGUCUCUGCCUCUGGGAUGACGGUCAACCUUACCACACCAACCGUGUGGACGCGCGGCACGAACGUCAACGAGACCUGGUCGUCGGUUGUGGGGCCCUAUAAUUCCGGACUGUUUAGCCUGCUUCUCGUCAAUACCAAUGAUACGGGAGUGACCCUGUAUACGCUCGCUACGAAUGUCCCCGCCUACUACGAUAUAAUACAUUUCACAGUGCCGACAGAUGUGCCCGUUUCGUCCAAUUACACGUUGCAAGCAGUGAACCUCACGAAUUAUGACCGCCCUUUGCCAUUCCCGCAAGGCAACUAUCUGCCUAAGAUGUCAGAGUGGAUGAAGAUAAAAGCAGAGUAUAAACGAAGCUUGGGGCUCACAAAGCACUGUCUGCACCUCCCGUCAUGGCCUUCAUUCGAAGCUAGCCCCUCUGUGUGUGGGCUUAGGUUACAGACACCCACUGGAGUCUAUCCCGGCGCGGUCGUUGACGAGACUUGGGUGUCUGAGCCUUCCGAUCCUGCGACCUUCUCUCUCUGGAUUGUUAACCCGGACGUGCACAUUGGGUUAGCGCUCGUCGCAUCCGUCAAUACCUCUGAGGGGCAUGUUUACUUCACCGUUCCUGAUCUGCCGCCUUCGUGA